CGUUCUCUGAUCUCUGAUACAGGAUAUAGAGAGUAGUUGAUUGUUCGUGUUCUUCUAAUCUUUUUAAAAGUACUAAAACGCAAGAGAUGAGCUCAACAGCUUUAGCUAAUUUAAGUGAAGAGCAAAUUAAGGCACUUCUAACCAUUUUGAAUGAGAAAACCAAGAUUGAUUCUUCAUCGGAGUCGACUACGAGCACCGCAACGAGUACCGUUGCUAGCACUAGUGAGGUUGACGAUGGACCAAAAAAAAAAGAAUUCACCGCUUCAGAACUUCUUCAAAAGAAGAAAAAGAACACUAAAUCAACCGAGGCCCAAGAAACAUUCUUGUACACAGUAAGGGAAUCAGCCAAGCAAGUGGGACUGUGGGAGAAAGCUCCCUCCCUCAACAGCAUUCCAUUUGCUACAUUUACAUCAUUUAUGGAAAAGGUUAUUACUGCCUUACCACAGCUGGCUGGUUAUGAGCACCGUAUCAGGGAAAGGCUAUCCCUAACACUAAUGAACAGGAGAAGCCAGCUUAAGAAUGUCCUUAACUGGAAAAGAACAGCAAAGCUUCAGAAAUGGCAAAAUGCUCUGAAGGCAAGAAAAAAUGAGACCCCACUGCAACUGCCCUCAAGCUCCCAAAAAACGGUGAAACCUAUUGAUGUGGUAAAAAAGCGGCUUGUGCUGGAAUCUCUAGUCUGUAGUAACAAGACAGAAUCAGACAAUAAAAAAAAACCAAAGGAAAAAACCAUUCAAGUGAACAGACCUGAUAAAAAAGGAAAUGAGGAAAUUGAAAGCAAGGAGAAUAAGAGAGAUGAAGAAGAAAAUGAGGAAAAUGAAAACAAGGAGGUUGAGAGCGAUGAAGAGAUGAGAAUGGAUGAAGAAAUGGAGGAAGAUAUGGAGGAAGAAGAAGAUGAUUUCUCAUUUUCACCAGGAGAUCAGUUGUACAUAAUGGAUGGAGCAAAAAAACUUGCAAGGGCCUCAUUUAUCAAGAAAUCAAAACUUGAUGAUGAACUUGCAAUUGUGACAGUACAGUCCAUAUACAAAGAUGGAAAGGACAUAAAAGUUAAAGAUGUCAAAAGACAAGAAAGGCUUCUAGGAAGCUUAAAGCCUGGUGAUCGAUUUUUGUACAAACAAAAUCAGAUGCUGAGCAGCCUAGAAAUGCAGAAAGUCCACCCAAAUAAACAAAAAAAGCUUGACAAGCUAAUGGAAAAGCAAACAGGAAAGACCAAAGAACACAAAACAAAUGAUACAUGUAAACAGCAAGUACCAGCAAAAGGGUGGAAGGGCUAUGUACUUGGGGAAGCCCUAGCAAAAAACAAAUUUGGGCCCCCUACCCAUCAGAAAAGGGAACGAAAACCCAAAAAGGCCACAGACGAUUAUAUACUUCUUUAAAAGCAUUGUGGCAUAUGUUUUAUAGAUGUUCUAUUUACAAUUAUUAGGUUUUAAUCGAAUAGUACUUACAAAUAUUAUAUAAUUAUUUCUAUAUAAAUUACUAUUCAUCAAUAUCACAUCAAGACAUUUGUUGAAUUGAGUU
Exaiptasia diaphana is the source of this 1515-nucleotide messenger RNA. Its product is annotated as DNA ligase 1. Bases 87 to 1373 code for a protein of 428 amino acids. Lineage: Eukaryota; Metazoa; Cnidaria; Anthozoa; Actiniaria; Aiptasiidae. The record is from RefSeq and is a predicted model, not a curated record. The transcript is spliced from 7 exons.